Olea europaea var. sylvestris is the source of this 3977-nucleotide messenger RNA. Its product is annotated as protein SCAR3-like. Gene Ontology annotation, molecular function: protein kinase A regulatory subunit binding; Arp2/3 complex binding. The coding region runs from base 217 to 3720 and encodes 1167 amino acids. Gene Ontology annotation, biological process: actin cytoskeleton organization; positive regulation of Arp2/3 complex-mediated actin nucleation. The record is from RefSeq and is a predicted model, not a curated record. The transcript has 9 exons. NCBI's taxonomy places the organism in Eukaryota, Viridiplantae, Streptophyta, Magnoliopsida, Lamiales, Oleaceae. Gene Ontology annotation, cellular component: cytoskeleton.
CACACACACACAUAUAUAUAUCAACCUCUCUCUAUGAAUCACUCUCUUGUCAUUUAAGGAGCUGAAAUUCUCUGCUUUACUCUCUAUUGCUUUUAAUUAAUUCAUUCAUUGAAUUUAUUUCCCAUUUCAUUUAUUUAGCGUCUCUCAGAGUUCUUCUUUCUUCUGUGAGCGUAGUGUGUGUGAGAGAAAGGGAGUUUGCAUUUGUAUGAAGGAACGAUGCCUUUGGUUAGAGUGGAAGUCAGGAAUGAGUACGGACUUGGAGCACUGGAUAUGCACGAAAAUGCCAAUAAUGAGGAUCCGAAGGCAGUGCUGGAUGGAGUUGCUGUUGCCGGCCUCGUCGGAAUUUUACGUCAGCUCGGCGAUCUCGCUGAAUUUGCAGCAGAGGUUUUCCAUGAAUUACAGGAAGAAGUGAUGAUCACAUCUUCCAGAAGCUGUAAGUUGAUGGGUCGUGUACAACAAAUUGAUAAAGCACUUCCUCCACUUGAGAAGGCUGUACUGGGCCAGAGGAGCCACUUACACCUUGCUUAUACAGCUGGUUGCAAUUGGCAUGCUUGUAUCCGGUGUGGAAAAAAUCAUUUUGUGUAUGGUGAUACGCCUCAAUUUAUUAUGGAUUCUUACGAAGACUGUCGCAGUCCUCCACGUUUGCAAUUGCUUGAUAAGUUUGACCCUGGUGGUCCUGGUUCUUGCUUGAGAAGGUAUUCAGAUCCUACUUUCUUUAAGAGAGCAUCAGCAGGUUAUGGUGAGGCAUGUAGUAAGAAAAUUCGGAAAGAUAAGAAGGUACGCCGGACUGAGAGAAGGAGCUCAUGGCUCAUGAAUGGAAAAGUAUCACAAGAUGCGUCAAUUCCCAAUCACACUGGCAGAAUGCAGUUCACAAAACUGAAUGUUGAUGAACAAGUUUCUGCUUCUCAAACAGUGACCACAUAUGAUGAGACAUUUGGGUCAGAUUUUGUGGAGCAAUCAAAUAUAGAUUCAAGAAAUAAAUUAGGCUUCGUGGAAUGUGUUGUUAGUCCAAGUUACUUAAAAAAACCCGAUGAGCAAGAAUGUAAAGAAUUGUCUUCACCAUCAAACGGGCAACGCAGUGCUUCCCCAGAUUGCAGUUUUCUAGAGAAAAAAGGUUCAGAUGUACAUCAUGAUAGUCCCAAUAAUUUAUCACUUGAACAAAUUGGUUGUCCUUCAUCUUCUGUUACUUGGGAUGAAAAGGAAGAAAUGCUGGAGCCCGUAGUAGAGCAUGAUCUAUAUGGAAACUUAGGAUCGUUUCCCCCAAAUUUUGAACUAGAAAUGCACAUGUUUACAGAAUCAUCUUCUUCAUCAAAGAGGCAACUCAGAGAUUCCCCAGGUUUUAAUUUUUUUAAGGAAAAAGAUUCAGGUGCAUAUGAUGAUACACAGAAUAAUUUAUCAAUAGAGCAAACUGGACAUUCUUCAUCUUCAGUUGCUUGGGAUGAAAAGGAAGAGAUACUGGAACCUACCACAGAUUAUGAUCAUGAUGGAAAUUUAGGAUUAUUUUCCCCAAAUUUUGAGCCAGAAAUUCAAGGUUAUAAACCUGAUAAUUUUGAAAAUGUUGACCAAAUGGAUGUUCAUCCUUGUAACGAAACUGUGACAGUGCUGGACUCUGGUGAAAACCAGCUUGAUGACAUUGAAAGUGAAACAGACCAUUUCAUGGAUGCUCUUCAUACCAUUGAGUCUGAGUCUGAAACGGAUAAAGACUGCGCAACGAAGCAUGAAGUACAGCAUUACUCUAAAUUGGAGGACAAAGCAGUAGUUGACAUAUCAUGUGGGUUUAGGACACAUCAUUCUGAAUUUCGUUCAUCAAAUUUUGAAUCUGACAUUUUGGCCAACAGUUCUCUUGUAAAUGGUAUUGACGGACGUGAUCCCAUUUCGGGUAGUGAUGGUUGCGAUCCCAUUUCAAUGUCUCCCAAUAAUGCUUCUUCAUCUUACUGUUUUACUGACCGAGAAGCAGCAAAAGAUAAAUUCAACCCGGUCUCCUUCGAGCACAAUACUCAUUUACAGUCAACUCAAAAGGGUAGUGAGUUAUUGAAUCCAGGCGGUCUGCAAGGUGUUGAUUCUCAUGAAAAGGAUAAUGUUGAUGUUGGGGUAAAAGUAGAAUACGUCUUGGGCAAAGUAUCAUCGUCAGACUUGGUCGAGGAUAUGUCAAGGAUGCCAAUUACUAGUAGGACAACAAGCAGUCCCAAGUCUCAAGUACCAGCACCAGAAACUUCCAGCAUUGCUUCAGUAAUGUUCUGGACAAAUGGUGGCUUGUUAGGACUUGAGCCAUCAAAGCCUCCUGAUUGCAGUGUCCUAAAUGCUAUCCCUAAGGGUCCCAUGAAUGGCGAAGACGGAAAAGUUAGUACUUUUAGUCAGAGCAGCCUUCUCAGUAGUGGUAAAGAUGCAGCUAAACCUGAUCAAAUCGGGAAUUCUGAGAAGAUGGAACAAGGUAUGGAUGUGGAUUGCUCUACUUCAUGCCAAGGUUACCGAGAAGAUGGGCUCUCACUUAGGAAGGAAGCUUGGAAAUAUUCACCUAUGGAUUUAAGUGUCAAACUUGAAAAAUCUAGUGAUUCAACUCAUCCAAAUUAUGUUAAUAUUCCAGCUGUCAAAUUGGACGUCCAAAGGGCCAAAGACCACCAGGAGAGUAACAGAAGUUCAUCUCGGAUCUUUGAACUUGGCGACAGACUCACCAAUGGAUCUAACAAAAGACUCUCACUUGAGGUGUACAAAAACCAUGGUCCGAUCAACAACGUGAAUGCCAAAGUUUUCAAGCAGAACAAUAAUAUAAGUGUUGCACAUCAAACAUCGUCUAAAGAUUUGUUUGGAGCUGGAUCUCCUUUUAUGUCGCCUUCUUCAUCACCACCUCUUGAGCACAUGAAGAUAUUUUUCCAUCCAAUUCAGGACUUUGAGACAUCCAAGCUGAAAUUGAAAUUUCCAGAUGGCAAUGGUAAUCCUGAAAACAGCAGAGAUAUUUUUCCUUCAUUUCAGUUGGUCCCAGAGGCAUCCAUUGCAUGGCACAAUGUUGCUUCAGACUCGGAUGAUCAGACAUUCUAUAGAUCAUCACCUUCUGUAUCAGAUGGUUGUCAUAGCAAUCAAUCGGAGUCAGAUUCUGAGCAGUGGGAAUCAAAUGAUUGUCCCAGUAACAAGGACCAUGAUGUAUAUGAUGCAUUACGUAGAAUCUCAUUGACAGAUUGCGUUUCAACAAUUAUGGAAAACGAGAGGACAAAUCAUGGAGAGAUCUAUGACAGCAGUGGACUUCAAUCUCGCCAUUCAUUCAAUCUUCCUAGUUUGGACACUCUAAAUCACUCAUUUACGGAUGAUUGGCCCAAUGCGAUGUCUGAAGGCCCUAAGGCCCCUAACUAUGCAGUUAACCUUGUACUUUCAGCAUCUACAAUUUCUCAGCUACCUAAGCCAGAUCCCCUUGAGCAAAAUCAAAUUACGGCAAGCACAGAGUUGCAAAAAAACAAGGUUUGGCAAUCAGACUUGCAGAAGAAGAACAGACGAAAAGAAACUAAUCAGGCUGAAUGCAUUAAGAGCAUGGAUGAACAGGAGGAUUUUCUGCACCAGAUUAGAACAAAAUCAUCCAAUCUAAGACCUACCGUGUCGACAAAAUCAACUAUGUCAUCAGGGCCCCCUGCCAAUGUCAACGUCACUGCAAUACUGGAAAAGGCAAAUGCAAUCCGUAAGGCUGUUGGAAGUGAUGAUGGAGACGAUGAUGAUAAUUGGAGUGACAAUUAGAUAUUCUCUGGGCUUGUUAUGUUAGCAGUGCAUUAAAAACCAAAUUUUGACCGUGAAUUUGAGAAGGGCAUAAUUGAAGUUCCUAGAUGUAACGCUAAUUUGCAGUUAUUUCUUAAUAACUUAAUGAGAUAUCAUCUCUUUCAGUAGCUGUAAUUCAUGUCUUUGCUAUGCUUACAAUGCUUGUGAUGAAUCCUUUUCUGCUAUCUGUAAGAUCCAUACAUUCGAUGAAAUUCAAUAAUUUCUUAUCAUAUUAUUUA